Lindgomyces ingoldianus is the source of this 4267-nucleotide messenger RNA. RefSeq lists its product as uncharacterized. Lineage: Eukaryota; Fungi; Ascomycota; Dothideomycetes; Pleosporales; Lindgomycetaceae. Bases 32 to 4267 code for a protein of 1411 amino acids. Gene Ontology annotation, molecular function: phosphorelay sensor kinase activity. The record is from RefSeq and is a predicted model, not a curated record. The transcript is spliced from 14 exons. Gene Ontology annotation, biological process: phosphorelay signal transduction system; detection of visible light; regulation of DNA-templated transcription.
CCGCCGCCCAGAGGGGACGAGCGCUUUCUCCAUGUCUCAAUCACCCAAAUCUGUUCCGGCUGCCGACCUUACCCCCUCCGACAAUGCAGAAAAAGAGAACACACCUUCCUCGCCAAUUCAAAAAUCCUCGACGACAACAUGGCCCUCUUCGCUCAGCACGGCUUCCAAGGCACGCCAGAAUUCUCCUCUGCACAUCAAUUCCUCUGUGACACCGCCCUCCAAUGACAUGGCUUCGCUCAGCCCCUCCGCAACAGAUCGCGUCUUCCCCAUUCGUAGCGUCGUUUCCGUAGACCCCACGCCCACGCCCACGCCCACGCCCACCCAGCGAGGCCAAGGGGUGGGCGAGUACUUCCACCCAUACUCCCGAGCCUCUGAAUCGCGAGUGCCCAGCUCAGCUCGUCGUCAAUCCGCAAGUUCUACGACCUCCCACUCAUCUCAGACAUCUCAAAGGGGACCCGCUCCUCGACAUAGCGCAGCAGGCCCCGAUGCAAUUCCAAAAGCGCUGGCAUCGUCGGCGCAAGAGGGCAGGAGGGGUUCUGCUAUGGCACAGAGAAGCGAAAGCUCGAGAAUGGUUCCGCCGCGGCUUAGAUCGGGGGAAAGUGGGGACACAGCCAACAGCGGGGCAACCUCACUUCUGCUCGACAGGCCACUCUCGCCUGGUGCGUCCUCGGCGAAAAGUGGACAAAGCAGCAUGGGAGACAUGGGCGGCUUAGUAACUCAUCGUUUCAAGCACGUGCUGACAGAUGGUGGCCACGCCGUCAUAACCGGGCGGGAUGGAGAAACCCUACAGCGAUGCGAAGACGAGCCUAUACACAUCCCUGGUGCCGUGCAAGGGUUUGGCCUAUUGAUCGCGCUUCAAGAGGACCCUGAUGGGAGCGGCGGCCUCCCUGUACGCAUCGUCAGCGAAAACUCCAAGAGAAUCAUCGGGCGGUCACCAAGGGAUCUGUUCGCGUUGGAAAGUUUCACCGACAUUCUAUCCGUGGAGCAGGCCGAUAAUCUUCUAGAUCAUAUCGAUUUCAUCAAGGACGAGGAUACUGACGUAGUUACGAAUGGUCCCGAGGUCUUCACAAUUUCUGUCAAGAUCCCAAAUGCACGGUCUCGAAAGCUCUGGUGUGCAAUGCACAUCAAUGAUACGAACCCGGGCCUAAUUAUAUGCGAGUUCGAGCUGGAAGACGACCCCAUAAACCCCCUCGUGCCCCCAAACGACCAUACUCCUGAUCUACCUGAAGACACGCUGAACAGCAACCCAACGGCGGAGGAAUUUGCCGAGAGCACAGAGAUCAAGAGCCGGCCGCUAAGGAUUCUAAGAAGCGCAAGAAAGCGCAAGGGCGAGGCAGCCGCAAUGGAAGUUUUCAAUAUCAUGUCCCAAGUCCAAGAGCAACUGGCAGCGGCACCUAACCUCGAGAAAUUUCUGCAGGUAUUGGUGGGCGUUGUCAAGGAACUUACGGGCUUCCACCGCGUCAUGAUCUAUCAAUUCGACCAAGCAUUCAACGGGCGAGUGGUGACGGAACUGGUGGAUCCCAGAGCAACCAAGGACCUCUACAAAGGGCUUAAUUUCCCCGCAUCAGAUAUCCCUAAGCAGGCUAGAGAACUAUACAAACUCAACAGGGUACGAAUGCUCUACGAUCGUGACCAGCAAACAGCCCGUCUCGUCUGUCGGACCGCCGAAGAUCUUGAAAACCCUCUCGAUCUUACCCACUCCUAUCUCCGCGCAAUGUCCCCUAUCCAUCUGAAGUACCUCGCCAACAUGGCGCUCUGGGGUCUUAUCGCGUGUCACUCAUAUGGACAGCACGGAAUGCGGGUUUCCUUCCCCAUUCGAAAGAUGUGUCGUCUCGUUGGGGAUUCCGCAUCAAGAAAUAUUGAGAGACUGUCUUAUGCAUCUCGUUUACAAGCUAGAAAGCUAAUCAACACGGUACCCACCCAGCACAACCCCUCCGGAUAUAUCAUUGCCUCCUCAGACGAUCUACUGAAGCUCUUUGACGCCGACUUUGGGCUCUUAUCAAUACGAGAUGAAACCAAAAUCUUGGGUCAACUGGAGCAGUCGCAAGAGGCGCUCGCCAUGUUAGAAUACCUUCGAAUGCGAAAAAUUACUUCAGUCAUGACCUCACAGGACAUCACGCUAGAUUUUCCCGAUCUUCGGUACCCUCCAGGAUUUCAAAUAAUUGCCGGAAUGCUCAUUGUACCUCUAUCAGUCGGUGGCAUCGACUUCAUUGUGUUCUUUAGAAGGGGGCAGCUCAAGGAAUUCAUCAAAGAAGGCACAGAAGGAUACCUAGAGCCUCGAAGGAGUUUUAAGACGUGGCGUGAGACUGUUGUGGGCAAGUGCCGGGAGUGGACCGAGGAAGAAAUCGAAACUGCGGCAGUCUUGUGUCUCGUUUACGGAAAAUUCAUUGAAAGCAGUCAAUUGACCCGACUACUCCUCGCGAACUCAGCGCACGAAGUACGAACACCACUGAACGCGAUCAUCAACUACCUCGAGAUCGCGUUGGAGGGUAGCUUGGACCAAGAAACACGCGAGAACUUGGCCAGAUCGCAUUCCGCAUCCAAAUCACUAAUUUAUACGGAAGAGGGGGGUGCUCUCAUUAAGGGAGAAGCUACAGACAUGUUCCAAGGAGACGCAAAGCGCAAGGGUAUUUCUUACGAAGUUAUUGAGCAUUCGGGACUGCCGCGUACUUCGAUAUCGAACAUUACGGCGAAUGCCAUCCAAAAGACAUUUCAGGGAGGGGUCAAAGAUCAUGUGGGGGUUGAAGUUGCGGUCACUGAUAGCGGCCUGUUCAACGAUCUUGAGCAGGGUGCCAUCGCUCGGAAUCCAGUCAGUUCAGCCGAAGAAGGCCAAAAGACCACACUGGGUCUCGGUUUGGCGGUUCUACGUCUCAAAUCUGAAGAAGGUAAAGGAUCCCGGUUUGUUAUUCAAUUUCCGUUCGACCUCCCCGAUUCUGCAGGCCAGGAGUUUCCAGAUCCUUCACCAGAGGGAAGCAUAACUCCGCAACCGGAAACCGCUCUUCAGGGCGAGGAAGAGCUCACACUGGUAGCUCCUGGUCUGUCACGGACUGGCUCUGGUAGCGGAAAGGUAGCAAAGAAAGAGAGUACAGACAGCUUGAAUAGCAAAACCAGCUUACGAAGCUUCAAAAGUGGCUCCAGCGGAAAGAGCCAGAGGAGCGACGUCGACCGGCUUAUCGAGGCUAUUCAAGAAUCGCACAUGGUUGAGAAAAGACCAAAGAGCGGCGAAAGAAGUCUCAGUGCUUGGUCUGCGAGGCCCCCCCUUACGAAACGACUUAGUACAGAUCGAGAGCAGCCAAAUCCACCACGACGAGUACGUUCAAAGAGCCUAGAAAUGGCCGAAGGAGUGGUUUUAUCACCUCACCAGCGUUCAUUAGAACCUAGCACGCCUGGCGAAGAACACAUCCUGUACUCGAAUUAUCCGUUAAGAGCCAUUAAAGUCCCCGAUGAGUCUGGCUCAUCACCCUCUCGCGAUCAGCCGCAGACUGGAAUUCUAGGAGAGGUUCCUGACGGUCCUGAGCAGAUUACUCCCAGCCCGGAUCUGCUUACUCCGCACAACAUGCGUGUGCUAGUGGCCGAGGAUGACCCUGUCAACAGCAAGAUCCUCAAGAAGAGGCUCGAAAAGAUUGGACAUGAGAUCCACCAUACUAUCAACGGAGAAGAAUGUGCAGGGACAUUCGGCGACAAACCUCAAGCUUUUGACGUUGUCCUGAUGGAUAUGCAAAUGCCGAUCGUAGAUGGCCUCACCUCCACAAAGAUGAUCCGCUCCUUUGAGAAAACCCACCCCGACACCCUCUCUCCUCGCGCCGCACUCUGUGGCCGAGUUCCCAUCAUCGCUGUCUCCGCUUCUCUAGUCGAGAAAGAGCGAGAAACAUACAUAAGCGCCGGUUUCGAUGCCUGGAUUCUGAAACCUAUUUCUUUCUCUCGCCUGGCGGAGCUAAUGACCGCCAUCGUCGACGGAAAAGUCCGUGAAGAUUGCCUCUACCAACCAGGUCAAUGGGAACGAGGAGGCUGGUUCCAUACAGGCCAAAAGAGCUCAAGCGAGGUAGAUACCGUACCAUCAGGUCAACCGCUGUGCGCGAAUCCGUCGGAAAACGUAAGAGCUGCCGCCGUCGAGUCCGACAACCCCACAGCCGGAGAUGAGGUAGGGGAAAUUCCGGGCGAGCAGGAGCGGCUGUUGAAAUCAGAGGGGAAACAUGUUCAUUACGAAUCCGAGGACGAGAAUCAGUCGACGGUUCGAGAGCGAGAUCCUGGGCGGUGGCUGAGGUAG